GUAUGGCAAAUAACUUAAUAUCAAUUGAAGAAUCAUUAUCUAACCAAAUCGAUGAAAAGAUAAUGAAAGAAUAAUAAAACUUGAAAAAUUUAAAAUUCUUCGAUACAUCAAAUAUUGGAUGGAAUGGUAUAAUUCAAUUAAUUAAAGAUGAAAAUUCCAUGAAUAUAUUCGUAAAAGUUAAGGUAUUUAUUUAAUAUUAUUAUUAUUAGAAAAUCAAAAAAUUCUAAUCUAAAAGAAAAUAAAAGAUGAAUAGAAAUUAAAUGCUUAAAUAGAUAGCUAUGGAGGAGGUUUUAGGAAUACUAGAAAACUUAUGA
Paramecium pentaurelia is the source of this 314-nucleotide messenger RNA. Lineage: Eukaryota; Ciliophora; Oligohymenophorea; Peniculida; Parameciidae. The record is from the annotation of a GenBank genome assembly.